This is a messenger RNA of Penicillium verrucosum, 593 nucleotides long. RefSeq names its product rhodopsin family protein. The record is from RefSeq and is a predicted model, not a curated record. The coding region runs from base 1 to 564 and encodes 187 amino acids. The transcript is spliced from 8 exons. Lineage: Eukaryota; Fungi; Ascomycota; Eurotiomycetes; Eurotiales; Aspergillaceae.
AUGUGGGCGCUUGGCCAAUCACGCACCACUAUAGCUGACAUCACGUGUCUAUUUGCCAAGACCGCCAAGCCACAGCGCCACACCCCCAAUCCCGCUGCCUUCGUCUUUGAUCGACCUUCAAUUCCUCAAAUAGCUCUCAUCUCUCUGUUAAUUCUCUUUCGUAAUUGUGUGCCAACUUUUCCACAUCUUGCGAUCACCAUGGCCUUUUGUAUUACAUUCGGAACCCAUGAGUUCUCCUCUCAGCUCGAGGGCUAUGAGCAUGUUCGCGCAUACUGCUACAACUGCCAACAUUGGAAUGGUCACUGCGUCACUCGAUGGCCGUUUUUCACUAUUUGCUUCAUUCCAUUGAUUCCCCUUGCCAUGCACAAGUACAAGGAGGUCCAAUGCUACACAUGCCGUUAUACACAAGACCUACGUGACCGACCCGACAUCACGCCUGACACACGACCUCCGGCAGGCAUGCAAUAUGGCAUCCAGCCGCCCCCUCAGGCCCAAGGAGGCUGGCAGCAACAGCCUCCUCUGCAAGCUCCCCCUCAAGCACAGGGUGGACUUGGAUACAAAUGAGUUUCCAAAGAUGUUCAAAUUCUACUAGC